AUGAACGGUUUCCUCUACAAGCACCCUAGCACCAUACUAGCUUCUGAUUUGAAGACUUUGCUUCUCAACCAUGCCGUCCGGUCAUCGGCGAACAUCGUCACCGCUGCUGAGUUCCCUGGCCUCAACACCCUUGGCAUGUCGAUGACACGGACCGACAUCGAUCCCUAUGAUGUAGUGCUUCCCCACUCUCACCCAAGGGCGUCCGAGAUGAUGUUUGUCCCCAGUGGCAGCGUGCUGGCCGCUUUCUUUGACACCACCGGUAAGCUGUUUCAGAAGAGAUUAUGUGAGGGGGAUGUUUUCAUCUUUCCCCGUGGUCUGGUUCACUUUAUCAUGAACUAUGGUCUCCGUCUUGCGACGAUGUUCUCGGUGCUCAGCAGUCAGAACCCUAGUGUGGUUGGAAUCACCCACGCGAUGUUUGCGCCAGAUUCAGAUGUAGUUGAGGGCUGGUGGCCCGAAUGA
Messenger RNA from Triticum turgidum subsp. durum (durum wheat), 459 nucleotides. The record is from the annotation of a GenBank genome assembly. NCBI's taxonomy places the organism in Eukaryota, Viridiplantae, Streptophyta, Magnoliopsida, Poales, Poaceae.